Molecule: messenger RNA, 13381 nt
Organism: Trematomus bernacchii (emerald rockcod)
Lineage: Eukaryota; Metazoa; Chordata; Actinopteri; Perciformes; Nototheniidae
Product: dynein heavy chain 1, axonemal-like
Exons: 81
Biological process (GO): microtubule-based movement
Cellular component (GO): dynein complex
Molecular function (GO): dynein intermediate chain binding; minus-end-directed microtubule motor activity; dynein light intermediate chain binding
Source: RefSeq, a predicted model, not a curated record
AUGGAAAGGAAAUAUUUCCCAGAUUUCGGUGUCUUGGUGCCUCAUCCACCCAGCAAACCUCCAGAGCCCAAGCCUCCAGCUCUAAGUCACAGGCACAGACCCGCUCCAGUCAGAACAUGCGCUGUGAAUGAACAGAUGGGGAUCUACUCAGAUAUUAUAACUAAACACAAGUUCCAGGUAUUUGACAAUGAGGACUUUGAAUGCCGGAAUCCAGAAGACUGGCUUGCCCUGGGCAUUGCUGAAAAAUCACUGGAACAAAAACCUAUCCCUGCAAAAGCUCUGCUGCCUACCGAUGAUGAAAUUAAUUCUGAUGAGCCACAAAGCUCCUCCCUGGAGUACAGCUGGCGUCUAGUCGCUGUUCUUGACUAUAGUAAGGAGAAAUGCCAGUACCUUGUACAGAAAGUUUGCCAGAACAGCCAACUGACAGAUAAAAAAGGUCGUCCUAUUCUAAAUGAAGAACACAAAAAGAGCAAAUCUCCUGCAGGCACAACGUUCUGGGUACCCAGGAUCAGAUUGGUUUUCAGUGCUGAGGACCCACGUGUGUUUGUCAAACGGAUCCAGUUUGCCCUGCGCUGGCAGGAAAACACAGAAGCUCUGCUUCUCUAUCACCUUUCUGUGGACUGCAUGCCAACCUGGAAGGGAACACCAUCUCUUGAUAGCCACGCUCUCCAGAGAAUUAGAAGAAUCACGCUUUCAGCCCCCGGGCUCAGACAUAAAAUUUUGGAGAAGUGUAUCGGGGAUCUGGAGAAGGAGCUCAAACUGGAUUAUGAGCGGACAAUGAACCGCAUGAGUUUUGACAGAGUUGUGAUGAGACACCCAGAGGAGUUUUCACACAUCACCCUGCCACAGAAGGGUCCUGCAUAUGUACCCCAAUCAGGGCGUGUUCCAGUUCCCACAUUUCCCUAUGAGAAGUAUAAAACAGCUUUCUUCUUCAAGUCCCUGCUAACAAAGCCGGAGGUGAUCCGUGUGUUAUCUGAAAUCUUGUCUGAGUGCAACAAAGUAGCAAACAUGAGGCUGUUCAAUGUCACCUCGGUCAAACCACUGCGACUGGACGAGUUUGAAGUCAUUCAGGCUCAAAUGCAUACUCAGGUAAGCUUAUUUCUUAGGGAGGGAUGGAUAGUCUCACUGAGCAACUGCAUCCGAUUCAACCAGCUGAGUAUUGGCCGUGGCACUUACAACGUGGACGAGUCUCAAUGGGAGAUGUACAAGAUGUCCAAGCUGUACAGAUUGAUGGCUGUGGUGCGCUACAAGCUGCAGGACUCCAUGCGCCACCUGGUGCAGGCCUCGCUGCUCCGCCUGACUCUGCUGCUGUUAACCACCUGCCACAGUGUGCUGACAUGUCCUCAGGACCUGGUCUGGGGGGACGACCUCGUCACUAGCCCAUAUAAGUCAGAAAGGACCCCUCUGUUCCUGUUGGACUUGAUUCUGGAUCAGACUGGGGUUCAUUACAGCACUCCACUCGAGAACUUUAAGACAUCCAUGGUCAACCUGUUCGAUAAGGCCAUUCUGGCCACUUACAAAGUACCUCAGCUCGAUAAGUUUGUAAUGCAGAAGAUGUUCGUCGGUGGGGAUCCGUUGCUUGAGUCAGUGAAUCUUUGGGAACCAGAAGUAACUGCGCUGAGAGAAAAGGUCUCCAAUGCUAUGAUGCAAGGAGUCAUACCUCUCAGGGCCUAUGCUGCUGAGUAUGAGAAAUACUUAGAUUUACACAACCUGGACAUAGAAACCCUUCUCAAAUCUCCUGCGAAUGCAGAACAGACAUCCCAGGAAGUGAAAAAAGAGGUGGAACAACAUCUCAAAGACAAGGAAACACUUGAGCACUCUCUGCCGUCCUCCAUUGUAAUUGGAACAUUUGUUAUUCGAGUGGAGGGUGUACGUCAGGCUCUCUCCAACAAAAAAAAGGCUUUAGCCAAUGCAAUGCUGGCCAUCCUUGCUGGGAAGCUAAGCAAGCAGGUUGAUGAAGCAUGUGAAGAGUACAACACAAUCAGUAGAAAGCUGCGUGAGAAACUGAACAGCAUUGAAGAGCUGAGUGAGAAGAGGGAAUGGAUGAAGCAAGUCCCAGACCAGCUCAAGAGUUACAAGGAAGUUAUUGGAAAGACCCUGUCAGACUAUGAGCUAAUAGAAGAGCUUCGCUACUCUCUUUCAAAUGAGGAUUUUGAUAAAAAGUGGACAGCUAUUAGAUGGCCUCAAAAGAUAAUAAGCCAGAUGGAAGCAGCGGCCGCCCAGCAUUUGGAGGAUGAAGAGCGCUUCAAUAAGAUUCAGCUGGCCGACCAGAACAACUUUGAGGACCACCUCGACUCGCUAAAGAUGCUGGUUGCUGGGAUUGCGUGUCAUGAUGACAUCAAUCAUGCCCAUAAGGUGGCCAACAAAGUGAGGCGUACAAGCAAGCAACUGAAGGACUGUCUGACAAUGGCUCAAACCUACAACACCAGAGAGCGUCUGUUUGGUAUUCCUGUCACUAAUUAUGAUCGGCUACAGAAGCUGGUGAAGGACUUCCAGCCUUUUACGGACCUGUGGACCACCACCUCUGAUUGGAUGCGUUGGCACGAGAACUGGCUCAAUGACCCGCUGUCUUCCAUAGACUCCGAGCAGCUGGAGCGCAAUGUUACAGAUGUCCACAAGGUCAUGAACAAAUGUGUGAAACACUUCAAGGACAUUCCUGGCUGCCAGAUGGUUGCAUCGGCGAUCUGCAUCAAGAUCAAGGACUUCCAGCCGUACAUUCCUCUGAUUCAGGGCCUGAGGAACCCGGGGAUGAAGAACCGCCACUGGGAGAUUCUUUCAGACCGCAUUCAGAUGAAGGUCAAGCCCAAAGAUAACCUCACCCUCUCUCGAUGCCUGGAGCUGGGCCUACAGAACCACAUAGAGGACAUAGCUCAUGUGGCCGAGGUGGCAGGGAAAGAGUACACCAUUGAACAGGCCCUGGACAAGAUGGAAAACGAGUGGUCAACAAUAUUCUUUGACGUGUUGCCCUACAAGGAUACAGGCACCUACAUCCUGAAGAGCCCAGAUGAAGUCUCACAGAUGCUGGACGACCACAAUGUCAUGACGCAGAGCAUGUCCUUCUCUCCCUUCAAAAAGUCCUUUGAGGCCCGUAUCAACACCUGGGAGGGCAAAAUCAGAAUGACUCAGGACGUGCUGGAGGAGUGGUUGACAUUCCAACGCUCCUGGCUUUACUUAGAGCCCAUCUUCAGCUCGGAUGAUAUCACCCAGCAGCUGCCUGUGGAAGGAAAGAGAUACCAGCUAGUGGAUAGAACGUGGAAGGCAGUCAUGAAAAGUGCCUUUAAAAAUCCAAAGGUGAUUGAGCUGUGCCCAGAUUCUAGGCUACUAGAAAAACUGAAAAGGUGCAACGAACUGCUGGAAGAGGUCCAGAAGGGUCUUAGUGAAUACUUGGAAACAAAAAGAGGCUCCUUCCCCAGGUUUUACUUCCUGUCAGACGAUGAACUCCUGGAGAUUCUGUCCCAGACCAGAGAUCCUACUGCUGUUCAACCUCACUUGAAUCUGGGCGACUUGGUGCAGCUGGUGAGAGGACCUCUGUCUAAGAUGCAGCGGGCGGUGCUGUCUGCCCUCAUCGUCAUCGAGGUCCACGCUAAGGAGGUUGCAGCCAAACUGGUGGAGCUGCAGGUCUCCAGCAGCAUCAAUGACUUUGAGUGGAUCAGCCAGCUCAGAUAUUACUGGACCAAAAAUGACUUGUACAUCCGGGCAGUGAAUGCAGAGUUUUUGUACGGAUACGAGUACCUUGGUAACUCCGGACGUCUGGUCAUCACCCCGCUCACUGACAGAUGCUACCUGACCCUAACAGGAGCUCUACACCUGAAGUUCGGAGGGGCUCCUGCAGGUCCAGCAGGGACAGGGAAGACAGAAACCACUAAAGAUCUGGGAAAGGCGCUGGCUAUCCAGACCGUUGUUUUCAACUGCUCUGAUCAGCUGGACUUCAUUGCUAUGGGCAAGCUUCUCAAAGGACUGGCCAGCUCCGGGGCCUGGGCAUGCUUUGAUGAGUUUAAUCGUAUUGAUGUGGAGGUGUUGUCUGUUGUGGCGCAGCAGAUCACCACCAUACAAAAGGCCCAAAUGCAAAGGGCAGAGCGGUUCAUGUUUGAGGGGGCAGAAAUCCCUCUUGUCCAGUCCUGCGCCGUGUUCAUCACCAUGAAUCCUGGGUACGCCGGACGCACGGAGCUGCCUGACAAUCUCAAGGCACUGUUUCGUCCCGUGGCGAUGAUGGUACCUGACUACGCUAUGAUUGCUGAGAUCUCCUUGUACUCAUUUGGCUUCAGUGAUGCCAAAAUCCUCUCCAAGAAGAUCACCACCACCUUCAAGCUCUCCUCCGAACAGCUCAGCGCUCAGGAUCAUUAUGACUUCGGUAUGAGAGCGGUGAAGACUGUGAUCUCAGCUGCUGGAAACCUCAAGAGAGAAAAUCCUGAUAUGAACGAGGAGCUGAUCUGUCUGCGAGCCAUUCAAGAUGUCAACGUACCAAAGUUUUUACAGGACGACCUGAAGCUCUUCAACGGUAUUGUGUCCGAUCUUUUCCCAAAGACAAAACAGGAGCCAAUCGACUACGGCACACUGGAGGAGUCCAUGCGUGAUGUCUGCACCAAGAAGAACCUCAAAGAUGUGGAUGGGUUUAUUUCUAAGUGUAUUUAGCUGUAUGAGACCACUGUGGUGAGACACGGCCUGAUGUUGGUGGGACCCUCUGGAUCCGGUAAAACCAAGUGUUAUGAGGUUCUAGGUGCGGCGAUAACAGCUCUGAAGGGCCAGCCCUCUGUGAGCGGCGAUGUGUAUGAAGCGAUUCAGAUAUAUGUCCUCAACCCAAAGUCUAUCACCAUGGGACAGCUCUACGGGGAGUUUGACCUGCUCACACACGAGUGGACAGAUGGCAUCCUUUCCGCUGUUAUCCGUGCAGGUGCAUCAUCCAUGGACACUGUGAAAAAGUGGUAUAUGUUUGAUGGGCCAGUGGACGCAGUUUGGAUUGAGAACAUGAACACUGUGCUCGAUGACAACAAGAAACUGUGCCUCAGCUCGGGGGAAAUCAUCAAGCUCAGUGAGGUGAUGACCAUGAUGUUUGAGGUGCAGGACUUAGCGGUGGCCUCCCCAGCCACAGUGUCUCGCUGCGGGAUGGUCUACCUGGAGCCCAGCGUUCUGGGCCUCGUCCCUUUCACAGAGUGUUGGCUGAGGCGAGUCCCUGAAGCCCUGAAACCGUUCACAAAGCAGCUCGAAUCGCUUUUUGCCAGGUUCCUCCAGGACGCCAUCACAUUUGUCCGCACAUCAGUAAAGAAGGUCAUCACAUCUCUGGACAGCAACCUCACCUGCAGUCUGCUUAAAGUUAUGGACUGCUUCUUCAAUCCCUUCAACAUUAAAGAGGGAGAGUACAGGGCAGCCAUGGCAGAGGAGUGGCUGCAAUGUUUCAAAAAGCUAAAUGUUCCACACACUGACGAACCAAACCUGAUCAACACCUUCGGAGACCCGGUCAAGAUCCGCUCAUGGCAGAUAUCAGGUCUGCCCAAGGAUAACCUCUCAGUGGAGAACGGUGUGAUCACCCAGUACUGUCUGCGCUGGCCUUUAUUCAUCGAUCCUCAGGGACAAGCCAACACUUGGAUCAAAAACAUGGAGAAGGACAGUAGAUUGGAGGUCAUUAAGUUAAGUGACCGGGACUUCCUCCGCAGUCUUGAGAAUGCCAUUCGCUUUGGGAAACCCUGCCUCUUGGAGAAUAUAGGGGAGGAAUUGGAUCCUGCCCUAGAGCCUGUCUUGCUGCAACAAACAUUUGUGCUGAGAGGCAGCACCAUGCUGAAGCUGGGGGACACAGUCAUCCCUUACCAACAAGGCUUCAAGAUGUACAUCACCACCAAGCUGCCUAACCCACACUACUCUCCAGAGGUGGCCACCAAAGUCACCCUCAUUAACUUCACCCUGUCACCAAGCGGUCUGGAGGACCAGCUGCUGGGCCAGGUGGUGGCUGUGGAGCGUCCAGACCUGGAGGAGGCUAAGAACCAGCUGAUCAUCAGCAACGCCCAGAUGAAACAGGAGCUGAAAGAAAUUGAGGAUGAGAUCCUGUUCCGACUCAGCUCCACUGAGGGAAACCCCGUGGACAACGAGGAACUCAUCCAAGUGUUGGGAGCUUCCAAGAUCAAAGCUGGAGAGAUCAAGGCCAAAGUGGUGGUGGCAGAGCAGACGGAGAAGGACAUUGACGCCACCCGCCUGGAGUACGUUCCAGUGGCUGUGCGCACACAGAUCCUAUUCUUCUGUGUAUCGGACCUGUCGAAUGUCGACCCCAUGUACCAGUACUCACUGGAGUGGUUCCUCUGCAUCUUCAUGGCUGGCCUUGCCAACUCUGAGAAAGCAGACACGGUGGAGGAGAGGAUUGCCAACAUAAAUGAGUUUUUCACCUUCAGCCUGUACAGCAAUGUGUGCCGCAGCUUAUUUGAGAAGAACAAACUCAUGUUUGCCUUUCUCCUGUGUGCUCGCAUCAUGAUGAAUGAGAACAAAAUUGAUAUGGCUGAGUGGCAUUACCUGCUGUCUGGAGGGAUGCCCGCCCAGGAGCUGACGAACCCAGCAGUGAGUUGGCUGUCGGAGCGAGCCUGGCAGGACAUUCUGGGCCUCAGCGCUCUGGACAACUUCAGAAACCUGGCAGAGAGCUUCCCCGAACAUCUGCAGGGUUUCAAGAGCAUCUUUGACAGCAACCAGCCUCACAGGGACCCUCUCCCAGGACAGUGGGACACCGAGCUGGACUCGUUCCAGAAGCUGCUGGUGCUGCGCUGUCUGAGGGCCGACCGUCUUGUUCAAGGCCUGCAGGACUUUGUCUCGGCUCAGCUGGGACAACGCUUCAUAGAGCCUCAGACGUCAGACCUGUCGGUGGUCUUCAAGGAGUCUUCCCUCUCCACCCCCCUCAUCUUUGUGCUCUCCCCUGGCACAGACCCCGCUGCUGACCUCUACAAAUUUGCGGAUGUCAUGCAGUUCUCCAAGAAAAUGAGUGCCAUCUCUCUGGGCCAGGGCCAGGGCCCCUGGGCAGAGAAGCUCAUGCUCGCUGCUAUGGAGAGAGGUCAUUGGGUCUUCUUCCAGAACUGUCAUCUGGCGCCCAGCUGGAUGCCCUCCCUGGAGAGACUCAUUGAAAACAUCAGCCCAGUAAAGGUGCACAAGGACUUCCGUAUGUGGCUCACGAGCCUUCCCAGCAACAAGUUCCCAGUGUCUAUUCUCCAAAAUGGGUCAAAGAUGACCAUCGAGCCUCCCAAGGGAAUCAAGGCCAAUCUACAGAAGACCUACCUGAGGCUCACCAAUGAGUUCUUCACCUCCUCCACAAAGGCAUCACACCUCAAGGCUUUGCUUCUGUCUCUGUGUCUCUUCCAUGGAAUUUCUCUGGAGCGAAGGAAGUUUGGCCCACUGGGCUUCAACAUUCCCUACGAUUUCACAGACGGAGACUUAAACAUCUGCAUCAGCCAGGUCAAAAUGUUCCUGGACGAGUACCAGGACGUCCCGUACAAGGUGUUAAAAUAUACCGCAGGGGAGAUAAAUUACGGCGGCCGAGUGACAGAUGACUGGGACAGACGAUGCCUGCUGAGCGUCCUGGAGGAUUUCUACUGUCCUGCUGUGCUGGAAGACGGUCACUUCUACUCUUCGUCUGGAGUCUACCGGCAGAUAGACACAGAUCUGGAUAUCAAGGGUUACCUGGCAUACAUUCAUGGUUUGCCCAUCAAUGAUACACCUGAGAUCUUUGGUCUCCAUGACAACGCUAACAUCAGCUUUGCCCAAAACGAGUCCUUCGCCCUGCUGGGAGCUCUGGUUCGACUCCAGCCUCGAGCUUCAUCUGCCGGGGGCAAAUCUCUGGAGGAGAUAGUGGAGGAGAUCGUGGCAGGCAUCGUAGAAAAGAUUCCUCGGCCUUUCAACAUUCAGGACGUGAUGGAAAUGUUCCCGGUGCUCUAUGAAGAGUCCAUGAACACAGUGCUCAUCCAGGAGGUCAUCAGAUACAACAAUCUGCUGGCGGUCAUCUCUCAGAGUCUCGGAGACAUCGUGAAGGCUCUGAAAGGUUUGGUGGUGAUGUCGUCUGAACUGGAGCUCAUGGCCAGCAGCCUGUUCAUCAACGUGGUGCCCGAUAUGUGGAAAGCCAAGGCCUACCCGUCCCUGAAGCCUCUGGCAUCCUGGGUGUCAGACCUGAUUCUGAGGAUCAAUUUCCUGCAGAAAUGGAUCUGUGAUGGCAUUCCACCUGUUUUCUGGAUUAGCGGCUUCUUCUUCCCGCAGGCUUUCCUCACAGGAACGCUCCAGAACUACGCCCGCCGCUCUGGCAUCUCCAUCAACACAAUUGGAUUUGACUUUGAGGUGAUAGAGAAGUUGGCGUCAGAGAUAACAGAGAAGCCAAACACAGGCUGCUACAUCCACGGUCUCUUCGUGGAGGGCGCUCGCUGGGAUAGUGAAGCGGGUCAAAUCACUGAAUGCAGGCCCAAGGAGCUCUACACAGAGAUGGUUCUGAUCAGGCUGAUCCCCGAACCCAACCGCAAAGCCCCCACCUCGGGGGUCUACAUCUGCCCCAUCUAUAAGACCCUCACACGGGCCGGUCAUUCCACCAACUAUGUGAUGGCAGUGGAGCUGCCUACAGAUCAGAACGGAGACUUAAACAUCUGCAUCAGCCAGGUCAAAAUGUUCCUGGACGAGUACCAGGACGUCCCGUACAAGGUGUUAAAAUAUACCACAGGGGAGAUAAAUUACGGCGGCCGAGUGACAGAUGACUGGGACAGACGAUGCCUGCUGAGCGUCCUGGAGGAUUUCUACUGUCCUGCUGUGCUGGAAGACGGUCACUUCUACUCUUCGUCUGGAGUCUACCGGCAGAUAGACACAGAUCUGAGAUCUUUGGUCUCCAUGACAACGCUAACAUCAGCUUUGCCCAAAACGAGUCCUUCGCCCUGCUGGGAGCUCUGGUUCGACUCCAGCCUCGAGCUUCAUCUGCCGGGGAUAGUGGAGAUCGUGGCAGGCAUCGUAGAAAAGAUUCCUCGGCCUUUCAACAUUCAGGACCUCCUCAGCACAGCGGAUGAUGUGAGUAAGAUGCAGGAAGAGCUGGGGACGAUGAGACCACUUUUGGAGGAGGCCACCAGGGACACUGAAGUCACCAUGGAGACCAUCAAAAUAGACACGGUAGUUGCAGAGGAUACCCGGAAGUUGGUGCAAGCAGAGGAAGCCAAGGCCUCAGAGAAAGCUCGUUUUGCAGGAGCCAUUGCUGCGGAUGCCCAGAAAGACUUGGACCUGGCUCUGCCCGCCCUCGACUCUGCGCUCAACAGCCUCAAGUCCCUCAACAAGAACGAUAUCACUGAGGUGCGAGGCAUGCAGCGCCCUCCCCAGGGGGUGAAGCUGGUUAUGGAGGCAGUGUGCAUCAUGAAGAGCAUCAAACCCAAAAGGGUACCUGGAGAGAAGCCUGGCACCAAGGUGGACGACUACUGGGAGGUUGGUAAGGGUCAGCUUCAAGACCCUGGCAAGUUUCUGGAGAGCCUCUUUAACUUUGAUAAGGAAAACAUCCCAGAGAGCGUGAUCAGUUUAGUCCAGCCCUACAUAGAUAAUGAGGAGUUCCAGCCAGCCAACAUUGCCAAAGUUUCCAAAGCCUGUACCUCUAUUUGCCAGUGGGUGCGAGCCAUGCAUAUAUAUCACUUUGUUUCCAGGGGUGUGGAAGUUAAAAGGACAGCCCUCAAGGAGGCCUCGGAGGACUUAGCAGCGACGCAGCUCAUCCUGGAUGAUGCCAAUGAAAAGCUGGCGGUGGUUGAGGGCGGCAUUGCCACUUUGCAGGCCAAGUACCAGGCCUGUGUGGCCAAGAAAGAUGAGCUGGACGAAAAAUAUCAACUGUGUGAGGCCCGCCUCAUCCGAGCAGACAAGCUUAUUGGUGGACUGGCAGAUGAGAAGGUGCGUUGGAAGGAAACAGUGCUAAAUCUGGAGUACAUGGUCAAUAAUGUGGCCGGCGAUGUGCUUCUGUCUGCUGGAUACCUCGCAUACCUGGGACCCUUCACUGGAGAGCCAUGGCAGAGGAGUGGCUGCAAUGAGGAGUGGCUGCAAUGUUUCAAAAAGCUAAAUGUUCCACACACUGACGAACCAAACCUGAUCAACACCUUCGGAGACCCGGUCAAGAUCCGCUCAUGGCAGAUAUCAGGUCUGCCCAAGGAUAACCUCUCAGUGGAGAACGGUGUGAUCACCCAGUACUGUCUGCGCUGGCCUUUAUUCAUCGAUCCUCAGGGACAAGCCAACACUUGGAUAAAAAACAUGGAGAAGGACAGUAGAUUGGAGGUCAUUAAGUUAAGUGACCGGGACUUCCUCCGCAGUCUUGAGAAUGCCAUUCGCUUUGGGAAACCCUGCCUCUUGGAGAAUAUAGGGGAGGAAUUGGAUCCUGCCCUAGAGCCUGUCUUGCUGCAACAAACAUUUGUGCUGAGAGGCAGCACCAUGCUGAAGCUGGGGGACACAGUCAUCCCUUACCAACAAGGCUUCAAGAUGUACAUCACCACCAAGCUGCCUAACCCACACUACUCUCCAGAGGUGGCCACCAAAGUCACCCUCAUUAACUUCACCCUGUCACCAAGCGGUCUGGAGGACCAGCUGCUGGGCCAGGUGGUGGCUGUGGAGCGUCCAGACCUGGAGGAGGCUAAGAACCAGCUGAUCAUCAGCAACGCCCAGAUGAAACAGGAGCUGAAAGAAAUUGAGGAUGAGAUCCUGUUCCGACUCAGCUCCACUGAGGGAAACCCCGUGGACAACGAGGAACUCAUCCAAGUGUUGGGAGCUUCCAAGAUCAAAGCUGGAGAGAUCAAGGCCAAAGUGGUGGUGGCAGAGCAGACGGAGAAGGACAUUGACGCCACCCGCCUGGAGUACGUUCCAGUGGCUGUGCGCACACAGAUCCUAUUCUUCUGUGUAUCGGACCUGUCGAAUGUCGACCCCAUGUACCAGUACUCACUGGAGUGGUUCCUCUGCAUCUUCAUGGCUGGCCUUGCCAACUCUGAGAAAGCAGACACGGUGGAGGAGAGGAUUGCCAACAUAAAUGAGUUUUUCACCUUCAGCCUGUACAGCAAUGUGUGCCGCAGCUUAUUUGAGAAGAACAAACUCAUGUUUGCCUUUCUCCUGUGCGCUCGCAUCAUGAUGAAUGAGAACAAAAUUGAUAUGGCUGAGUGGCAUUACCUGCUGUCUGGAGGGAUGCCCGCCCAGGAGCUGACGAACCCAGCAGUGAGUUGGCUGUCGGAGCGAGCCUGGCAGGACAUUCUGGGCCUCAGCGCUCUGGACAACUUCAGAAACCUGGCAGAGAGCUUCCCCGAACAUCUGCAGGGUUUCAAGAGCAUCUUUGACAGCAACCAGCCUCACAGGGACCCUCUCCCAGGACAGUGGGACACCGAGCUGGACUCGUUCCAGAAGCUGCUGGUGCUGCGCUGUCUGAGGGCCGACCGUCUUGUUCAAGGCCUGCAGGACUUUGUCUCGGCUCAGCUGGGACAACGCUUCAUAGAGCCUCAGGAAGAGUUUCUCUCCUCCCUCACGUCAGACCUGUCGGUGGUCUUCAAGGAGUCUUCCCUCUCCACCCCCCUCAUCUUUGUGCUCUCCCCUGGCACAGACCCCGCUGCUGACCUCUACAAAUUUGCGGAUGUCAUGCAGUUCUCCAAGAAAAUGAGUGCCAUCUCUCUGGGCCAGGGCCAGGGCCCCUGGGCAGAGAAGCUCAUGCUCGCUGCUAUGGAGAGAGGUCAUUGGGUCUUCUUCCAGAACUGUCACCUGGCGCCCAGCUGGAUGCCCUCCCUGGAGAGACUCAUUGAAAACAUCAGCCCAGUAAAGGUGCACAAGGACUUCCGUAUGUGGCUCACGAGCCUUCCCAGCAACAAGUUCCCAGUGUCUAUUCUCCAAAAUGGGUCAAAGAUGACCAUCGAGCCUCCCAAGGGAAUCAAGGCCAAUCUACAGAAGACCUACCUGAGGCUCACCAAUGAGUUCUUCACCUCCUCCACAAAGGCAUCACACCUCAAGGCUUUGCUUCUGUCUCUGUGUCUCUUCCAUGGAAUUUCUCUGGAGCGAAGGAAGUUUGGCCCACUGGGCUUCAACAUUCCCUACGAUUUCACAGACGGAGACUUAAACAUCUGCAUCAGCCAGGUCAAAAUGUUCCUGGACGAGUACCAGGACGUCCCGUACAAGGUGUUAAAAUAUACCGCAGGGGAGAUCAAUUACGGCGGCCGAGUGACAGAUGACUGGGACAGACGAUGCCUGCUGAGCGUCCUGGAGGAUUUCUACUGUCCUGCUGUGCUGGAAGACGGUCACUUCUACUCUUCGUCUGGAGUCUACCGGCAGAUAGACACAGAUCUGGAUAUCAAGGGUUACCUGGCAUACAUUCGUGGUUUGCCCAUCAAUGAUACACCUGAGAUCUUUGGUCUCCAUGACAACGCUAACAUCAGCUUUGCCCAAAACGAGUCCUUCGCCCUGCUGGGAGCUCUGGUUCGACUCCAGCCUCGAGCUUCAUCUGCCGGGGGCAAAUCUCUGGAGGAGAUAGUGGAGGAGAUCGUGGCAGGCAUCGUGGAAAAGAUUCCUCUGCCUUUCAACAUUCAGGACGUGAUGGAAAUAUUCCCGGUGCUCUAUGAAGAGUCCAUGAACACAGUGCUCAUCCAGGAGGUCAUCAGAUACAACAAUCUGCUGGCGGUCAUCUCUCAGAGUCUCGGAGACAUCGUGAAGGCUCUGAAAGGUUUGGUGGUGAUGUCGUCUGAACUGGAGCUCAUGGCCAGCAGCCUGUUCAUCAACGUGGUGCCCGAUAUGUGGAAAGCCAAGGCCUACCCGUCCCUGAAGCCUCUGGCAUCCUGGGUGUCAGACCUGAUUCUGAGGAUCAAUUUCCUGCAGAAAUGGAUCUGUGAUGGCAUUCCACCUGUUUUCUGGAUUAGCGGCUUCUUCUUCCCGCAGGCUUUCCUCACAGGAACGCUCCAGAACUACGCCCGCCGCUCUGGCAUCUCCAUCGACACAAUUGGAUUUGACUUUGAGGUGAUAGAGAAGUUGGCGUCAGAGAUAACAGAGAAGCCAAACACAGGCUGCUACAUCCACGGUCUCUUCGUGGAGGGCGCUCGCUCGGAUAGUGAAGCGGGUCAAAUUACUGAAUGCAGGCCCAAGGAGCUCUACACAGAGAUGGUUCUGAUCAGGCUGAUCCCCAAACCCAACCGCAAAGCCCCCACCUCGGGGGUCUACAUCUGCCCCAUCUAUAAGACCCUCACACGGGCCGGGACUCUGUCUACCACCGGUCAUUCCACCAACUAUGUGAUGGCAGUGGAGCUGCCUACAGAUCAGAGUCAGAGACACUGGAUCAAACGGGGAGUCGCCCUCAUCUGUGCACUGGACUAAUGAAUAAACACCUGUAAAAAACUGUAUUGUUUCACGGCUCACCACAAUUAUAAUUGCAGUUAUGGUCGCUCAGAUUUAAAACAGACAC